Messenger RNA from Pelobates cultripes (western spadefoot toad), 528 nucleotides. NCBI's taxonomy places the organism in Eukaryota, Metazoa, Chordata, Amphibia, Anura, Pelobatidae. The record is from the annotation of a GenBank genome assembly.
AUGGGGAUCACUCGGGCGGUGAGUGAGGUGGACGCUGCUGCCCCACUAUCCCGCCUAACAGUGCCAUGCCAGAAGUACGAAGCAGAGUGGAGUUGGCCCCGUUCCCCCCUAUGGACCAUGGGGGUGAUCCCGGUCCACACCCUGGGGCCCGAGGAGGUGCAAAGACACCGGCAUACAGAGCUGUGGCAGUGUCCACCUGAGGCUCAGAGGCCGCACUCAAAAUGGCGGAGACCACAUGGCGAUCUACCAGAAGAGAGACCAACGAUCCCAUCACACCGGCACAUAGCCAGCGCAGGCCGAAUAAAUACCUACAGGUGUCUGCUAAGAAGCAACAGGUUCCGAGCCUGGAAUGAGCCAGGUCAGGGAGGAAGAGGCGGAGAUGCAUUAAGCCACCACAUGCAGCGCUACAGAGAUCACCGGAGGCUGACUCCCGCACACCUACCACCAAGCCCACCCAAGAGCACGACCUACAGUAUAAGACACUAUAAAUAUGUCUCAGAUGAUUUAUGUGUGGGAAAGUUACUGUAA